Messenger RNA from Paramacrobiotus metropolitanus, 2439 nucleotides. RefSeq lists its product as uncharacterized. Lineage: Eukaryota; Metazoa; Tardigrada; Eutardigrada; Parachela; Macrobiotidae. Bases 455 to 2308 code for a protein of 617 amino acids. The record is from RefSeq and is a predicted model, not a curated record. The transcript is spliced from 5 exons.
AAACGCAGCAAAGCAAAGGUCAUGUAAAAUUCACUCAGUAACAGUCAACAGGUACUAGAGAAAGGGUGCACGAUCAAAUCCCAAUUCUUUUUUAAACCGGACCCAUGGGAUAUGGAUGCAGGAUUUAUUUGUAUAAAAACAAAUCUAGGAAACCGCCAUCAAGGACACUUCUGUCACGUUAACAUAGACAGUGGCUGACGGCUGUUGAUUAUCUUCAUCAGUUAAAAUUGCACUCUGUUUGCCAAUAGGAAAAUACUCCGGUCGGUUCCGGUAUGUCAGCUACCGUCCUGUUUAGCGCAGCCGCUCCGCAUUGGCGGAUCAGUUCUGCAGUGCCAACUGCACUCGAUGGCAGUUACGAUAUUUUAAGUACCGCUAAUUUCUGAGACGGUGUAUAAUUUUAUAAAAACUAUACAUCAGCGAAUGACCCACCAAAUCAGGAUCUCUAAACGGAAUUAUGGAUUACUUCUCGCAUGGAAAGAGGAAUACUGAUAACCGCCAGGCCAAUCUGGGCAACACGGUGUUGAUUAAUCGCGGUGACGAUGUGUGGAUGCUGGCGUACAUUCAGGAUAUUGACGGUGAUAACAUAUUUGUGGAUUUUGACUGUGCAGAGCUGGCACCCUGCUGGAUCCAUUCGCAAUAUGUAUGGCAGCAUCACUUCUGCGAACCACAGAUCGAUAAUAUAAGCCUCGUCCACGUUGCUGUGCGUAAGACUUAUAACGGACCAUACAUUCUCCGUCCUGGAUUAUUGUUUGACAGGGUGGCACUGCUCUACGUCGUUCGGAAUAAGGAUACCGGGGAACCCGCACCGCAACAUGUAGUACAUCGGAGGCAAAUUGUUGAGGAACUACCAACUGAGCAGCCGUCGUUGUGGGGACGGCUACACGAAAUACCCAUCAUCAAACUGACUUUUCGAUCGGAACAUAAUCGGUUCAUUCGGAAAAUUAGCGAGUACGAGAUGCUGCGAUUUGUUCAGUUGGUCUUUAGCUCUGCCGGAUACUCGUUAUACGGUUGGGAAUCGCAUCGGUUUUUCGUGAAGCUGGUAGACGAUAGGAUGGUGUGGCUGUUCCUGGGAAUUAAUCAGUGGAGAAUGUAUAAGGAUGGACUAUCGGGACACUGUCCCUUCUCAGCAGAUUGCGAACGGAGACUGGUAACUGCCGCGGAGAAUCUCGUGCGUUAUUACAGUUACACCGAACGUGAAUUGGAAGCGCGCUGGAAUGUCUACAUGCUAGCGGUAGCACAGAAUGGUUUCGGCUUCCCGUCUCCGCAGACUUUAGCUGAGCUUACCGGAACGUGGUUUGCGCCAUGUUCAUGCCGAAACCUUUCAACGGAGUAUACAAAAGCCAGUUAUUGUUGCCGACCUACCUGCGAGCAGGCUGCUCUCCAUCAAACCGUCGACCAAUUCACUAUUUCAGACAAGAUUACGUACAUGCCAGGAAAGGUUGGCAUCACCAUCUUGCCGGAAGUACUUUUGCAGCUCGACUGCCGUUCUCGCGCUCUAGUGAGAAGAGUGUGUUACGUGUGGAAGACAACAAUAGACGCCUCUAACUCGACGUUGGUGAUAGUCGACUUCCAGACCAUACGACAUCAUCCGGCAGGCUUGCCGGAAACCGAGGAAUAUUAUUAUAGCGGCCUCAUUGAUCACAGCGUCAAGCAUUCCACGCGGACGCUGGCGCUGCUAAAUCUAGGGCGACGCGGCGAUGACGUUCACGAUGAGUUGGACGGUAUGGCGGCGCUUUUCCGAUUGAAAAAGAUCGAGUUACCCACAAUCAUCAUCAAAAACUCCGUUGCACCGUCAGAACUAUUUUGUGGUCGUUUUUCCAUGGAACGUAAUUUAUUUCAUCUGCCGAUUCUAGCGCCCUAUUGCCGGCAACUGUUGGUCUGCAACUACAGUAUUUUAGAUAUUUUCUGCAGUUGCCCUCGGGAUUUUCUUGAGCCUUUUGAACCGUGGCAUUCAGAAGAUAUCUCGGUGACACUGUCCUUCAUGCGCUUCCACGACACUAACGGUCUGCAUGACGAAGAUAUUCUGCGUUACUUCAUGGCACUGGUAGAAGAGAAUUUACCUUCCGUGGAGACCAUUAUCGAGAAAAUUCGUCAAAAUUGGAUCGCGAUGGCGGACGUAGUGGCUUAUCCAGAAGGAUGGCAGCAUUUCCGACAAUUCCUGCAGAAACAUGCCUUCGACGGAAAUGUUUUGCGUGACAAUUACUGGGCAACAGCGGAUCUGCGGGACUUCGAAACGUUGCGCCUUAGUCGAUUCCAAACACAUUUGUUAAAUGCAUGCAAGGAAUUGCCAUUUCAUCCAACCGCUUGAAGCGGUCAUUAAGGUCAUCUGGAUUUUUAACUGCGCGGUUUCCCAUCUUGUUUUGUUUUCAACAUUCUAGAUCAUAUUACCUAGAUCACUGAUACAGUGUCGGCGCAAUAUGGGAAACGUAGAUUACUGAC